This is a messenger RNA of Aethina tumida (small hive beetle), 2172 nucleotides long. RefSeq names its product V-type proton ATPase subunit S1 (gene VhaAC45). The record is from RefSeq and is a predicted model, not a curated record. The transcript has 6 exons. The coding region runs from base 82 to 1221 and encodes 379 amino acids. Gene Ontology annotation, cellular component: proton-transporting V-type ATPase complex. NCBI's taxonomy places the organism in Eukaryota, Metazoa, Arthropoda, Insecta, Coleoptera, Nitidulidae.
UCAAAUGAUUACAACUCCCAGUUUCACGUGAUCCUUUAAAAUUUUUGUGGCUGCGUUCUAGUUGCCUUUAGUUUUGUUAAAAUGAUGAUGUUAAAAGGUUCUUUAGUGCUUCUAUCAACGAUAUUAGUGGCACAAUGUACCGAGUUCGUGCCCGUUUUCAGCUGGGGAUCACUAAAAUCCAUAGAAAAAGUUCCUGCCCUUCACAAAAUCAGCCAGGACUCGUUUCUGGACGCAGUGCAAGCACAAUUAAAGAAAAACGUACACACUGUCGUAUUUGCUGAACAAACACUUAGUUCUGAAGACUUUGGACUGAAGAACUCACAGGGUGAAACUGCAUUCCCUUAUUUAUCAGAACUGAAAACGGACUAUAAAGUAGAAUAUUUGCCGUCAGUGCAAAAUCCCAUUAAAGCUUUGAAACAUAGUGAGGGUGAAGUUGAGGAGGUCUCAAUUGAUUCCUUGAAGGAGUCUUUGGACAUUCCUGAGUCUGGAGUUCUAAUCAUUGAUCUCAAUGAUGCCAAAGAUAAUGAACACAGGUGGAACAUGCUGGAACGUCACGACCAAAUGAUUGUGUCAAUCUUUAAGAAACUGGUUGAAAAGUAUGAAAAUGUUGUUGCCUUUUACACGGCCCGUCAUAAUUCUUGGGUUUCCUCAGAAAACAGCAACAACAGACAACGUAGAUCUUUGUUGGAAGCUGAGGAAGAUAAAAGUAACGCCACUUUUUCUGUAGUAAAUAAACUGGCUUAUGUGUAUGGAAACGUCACAUCAGAUAAAUUGAGUGCGAAAAAUGAAAGCAACACAAUUAUAUUGACAUUUGCGACAGAGCCCGCCUUAAGUUUGUCCUUCAAAGAAACUGACGCUGGUUACGUUGAGCUGGUGAGCGGAGACUUGGGAGGAGAAUCCCUUCUGGGAGUUAGUGACAUAUACGCCCCAUCCGGCUUUUCCUAUCAUUGUUCAAACCAACAUUUCAAAAGCGCAAACAAAUCCUUACUGAUCAAAGACUUCCAGAUUCAGGUGUUCCUGGGAAACACAACUAACGAAAAGUUCGGCGACGCGUACGAUUGCGUUGGAUUCACGUCCGCACCGAUCUGGUCUGGAUUGUUCGUGACGUUUAUUUUGCUGUUCAUUUUGACCCUCGGUCUGACAAUGAUGAUGGACAUUAAGACGAUGGAUCGUUUUGAUGAUGCCAAGGGUAAAACAAUUACCAUAAAUGCUUCAGAAUAAUGCAUCAAAAAAAAAAUAACUAGGUGUUACCUCAAUGUUUACAUUACACCUAUAGCCUUUAACUUAGCUCAGUAUUGUGUAAAACCCCUUCAGAUUUAUACUUUUUUGGAUGAUGUGGCUCAUGUGAUAUCUACAGCUUCUAUAUUAUAACAUCAUCUUAGUCUGAUUUCUGAAUUUGGGGUAGCAUUGUAGGCCUAACAAAUAAUUCGGCUCAAUGUCCCACUAUGCCCUACUUUGAAAUCUUUGUCAAUUUUACAACAAUGAAAAUCUAGUCCUAUAGCUUACAGUUGCUUUUUUAAUAGGUACUGUAAGCUAUGAGAGUAACCAAUUUAUACUUAAUUUAGUAAAAAGUUGCUUACAGAUUAAAUACGUCAAAUAAUAUAAUCGAAUUUGUCAAUAAGGGUCCUACUUCAACUUUUUACUAGCGAAAACGAAUUUCUUGUGGAGCAUAGUUUGACGAAUAUAUACAAUUUAUAAUAUAUAUAUAUGACAAUAGUAUUUUUAUUAUUUUUGGAUCAAUAUAAAUAGUUGUUUGGUCAAGUAGGAAAUAUAUUGUUGAAUAUAUGUAAUAUGUUAAGGAAAUAGGGUAACCAACUUAAUUUGGCCUAUUUUUUGGAUGUUAGGUUUGCACUAUAGAAAAAUUUACUAAUUUUGUAAAAUUGUACUUCUUGUUUGUUGCGUUAAUUUGUAAAUAUAUAAAAAAUCUAUUCCCCUGUUAAUGUAUAGUGUUAUCAUAUGUUUCAAAGUGCCCUUAUUUUAUUUCAUUCCAACAUUUUAGAUCAUUUUUAGAUGACACCCUCCUCUUAGUUUAUACAUUAAAUGUACAUUUUUUAACGGUAGUGAUUCAUGGUUAUGGGUAAUUUUAUUUGUAUAUAAUGUCAUAGAAUGUUUUACUGUAUUUAGUUGCCAAACAAUGUAGACUUGUGUCAUCAAUAAAUUAUUAUAUACAUC